This is a messenger RNA of Puntigrus tetrazona (Sumatra barb), 3974 nucleotides long. Its product is annotated as E3 ubiquitin-protein ligase PDZRN3-like. The record is from RefSeq and is a predicted model, not a curated record. Lineage: Eukaryota; Metazoa; Chordata; Actinopteri; Cypriniformes; Cyprinidae. The coding region runs from base 655 to 2598 and encodes 647 amino acids. The transcript has 5 exons.
GAAGAUGUCUGAAUGCAUUUUGGUUCGACUGUACAUUAAUCUGUGUUUCUUUCAGGAGAAACAUCUCAGACAAAGCAGGUUUUGUCCUUUUUUUGGUUUGGCGAGUGAAAAUGGCGCACCUGAUGAAUUACUAAAGCAGCAGCGCAGCUCCUUGUUUAGGGACGCCGCACACACUCAACUUUAAUACUUUAAUGCUAGGACUAGUGAUGAGUUCGUUAAUUAAUUCCCCUCAUUAAUUAAAUGCAUAUUUAUGUCUUCAGAGCUCUGAUUGAACGACGAAGACCCAGUCCACCAGCGUCUGAAGAGGGCCGAACCCCGCCAGCCAAUCAGCUCUGGCUCUCCGUUAACAGACGCGGGUGCCCGGCCAAUCGCAGCGGGGAAGGGGCAGAGGUGGGCGGGGCCUGAGUGCUGGAGUGUCGGUGUUCUUGAGCAAACGCUCAGAGAGAGAGAGAGAGAGAGACAGCGCUUCGUUCGUCCGCCCGCUUCUGCUGCACGUCUCUCUCACUGCAGCUCUCUGUGUGUGUGUGUGUGUGUGUGUGUGUGUGUGUGUGUUCAUGUAUGCCGGCAGCGGCUGUGUGGCUCCUUCAUCACCUUCAUCUUCAUCGGUGAAUUCUCAGCAUCGGUGCACAAUCCUUCUCAUCUGUUGCCGUGGUGAUGGGCUGUCGACUGUCAGGGCCGUGGAUGGGCGACGGGAUGGGGGUUCACGGUCGGGAUCUGACCCACCUGCAGAAGCGAGAGGCCUUCCGUAUCCUGGCCAGCUACGAGCAGCCAAUCACGCUUCAGAUUGAGGGCCGGGGGCGGAGCCUGCAGUACAACCGGACGACGGACUGCAGUACGCAAACGGAGCGUCCGUGGGACCCUCUCCGGCCACACUCGUGCACCCUGCCGCGACCGCCUCCCUCAGACAGGACGUACUACAAUCACAUGACCCUGCCAGGGACCCGUAGAGACGGAGGCAGGUACGAGUACUUACCAAACACGCCCAGAGACCUGGAGCACAGAGAACAGAGACUGGCCUACAACGACCCGGAGUUCUCCAGCGGCGUGUCUCAGGGACAGAACUGUCUGAUCGGAUGCUGCAACACCAACCUGGACGAGCCCAGAAGUUUCCAGAGCCAGACUGAUGACGAUGACUACAUGAUGGAGAAGCCCCUGGGUUACCUGCCUCUUCAUCACGAGCUGGACAGCGGGCUGGGCUGGACGGACGGUAGCUUCCACCAGGGCGAGCUGUCGGGCGUGGAGACAGAGGAGGGCCUCGAGGAGCGCCACGGCGGGUCGCCGUCCUCGGAGUCCUUCAUCUCGUCUGAACUGAGCGACUCGGGUUUCUACAGCGUCAGCACGGGCGAGUUUCUGCGUUUCCAGCGUCUGCUGGAGAAACGCAUGCGCCAUUACAACGCCCGCAUGCACCACCAGGGGGAGCCGUGCUCCCGCGAGCGACGCGACAGCCAGAUUAAACAUCCCCUAGAGGCCAUCCCCGAAACGCUGACGGUGCAGCCUCAAAACGUCUGCACGCCCGUCCUGGGGUCACGUGGUUUGUCGCGCGUCUCGUCCGUGCAGUACCGCAAGGCGGAGCGCCCAUGUUUGAACAGGCACAGUUCCAGCAGCGGCUCGCUCUUCACUCCCGCGCCUCACCCCAGUUCCGCAGGGAUGCUGAGAAGAAGCAGGACGCUGCAUCACCGCCCAGCGCCAAUGGAGUACCGCAGACGGGCGAGUCACCCAGCCUCGCCCAACUACUGCAGCGCUACGCUGCAUCCCUGCGUCCACAGGGUCAACCUGCCCAUGAACCUCCCCGAGGAGCCGAACCUGGCACUUAUGCAUGUCGUCGCACACCCUGUUGUACACCCCGCUGCACACCCUGCUGCACAUCCCGCUGCACUCCCUACACAGACUCUACAUGCAAUGAGUCAACCGUCCCUGAUCCCUCCAGUGGACGAACACUGCUGCACGACGCCAGAUCUCCACGCCAGUGGCAGGAUCCGAGCAUCCACCGAACCGCAGCUCCAGAUGAGCUUCGUGACCCAACAGACACCCAGCAACAGGUUCCACACUCUGAGUCACACUCCCAGUCAGGACGCCAACGAAACCUGGCCAAAACCCGCCAACCGAGCGGCAUCCGUUGGCGGAAGUGGACUCUACAGCACCUUGGAGGGCCACACGCCCGCUAGGAAGCCACCCGCCGGGAAUCCACGCGCUUUGCGGAACCAGAUGCUGCGCGAUCGAGCGUCCCGAUUGGCGGACGAACGCAGCGGCAUGAGCACGGACGAAGAGAGUCACAACGAGGUCCGAAUGGGUCGCUACUGGAGCCGCACCGAGCGUCGCGAACACAUGCUGCAGAAACAGCGACACGCUAGAAGCAGCGGCAGCGGCGUAGCUGUGUCGGGGUUGGUGCAUAGUAGCGGAAUCGUGGGAGGUGCUAACAGAGACAGUUGUAAUACCGUUCUCGAGCUGAGCCAGAGGAAGCUCAGUCGCUUGAGGAACCGGAAGCUGCUUGACGACUGGACCACCGUAGAGGAACUCCUGACGCACGGAACGCGGCUGGGCGCCAGCGAAGACGCCUUGCAACUCCCUACGUCGUUGCUCACUGUCACAACUGUAUAGCGACGCCCACUUAGUGCGUGUUCAAAUUGACUCGUGUGUGUGUGUGUGUGUGUGUGUGUGUGUGUGUGGACUGGCCGCACUACACAAAGCUACCUCCUGACAUUGAGGUUUACUGUAGAUACAGACGAUUCCGAACACCGUAGUACAUUGAUUUUUAAAUGUUAUAUUUGCAGUAUCUUGUUUUGCAUUGUGUUGUGAAGAGAUGUUUUAUUAGGGAGUGAAUUCACUGCAGUUUGAUUCGACCGCAUGAAGCAAUACAACAGAUACGGACGCCAGACAAAACGAAUUUCAUUUGGUGCCAAGAAAAGUUUACGUUACGGAUCAUUUUAAAGGUGGUGCUAACCGUGAGAUUUAAUUUCGUCGACAUGAUUUGCAACUAGCCUGUCAACGACAUCCGAAUUGCAUCACUUUUGCACAAAAUUUAAAGAAUUCCCUUUCCGACUGUCUUCCUCUAGCUAAUUUGUGGCGUUAGCACAGCCCCUCCUCCUUUCAAUCAUCAAUCUGAUUCUCUGGGAAUAAUAUCGGAUAAUCUAUGGACGGAUGGGGAGUCGGAUACGCAGGCCGGCGGUUGGGAGCUCAAGGUUAUGCUGGAGAUCAGGCAGCGGAAACAUGAGUGUGUGUUGUGAAGUGUGCGGGUUCUUGCACUAUAACUGUAGUUCUGUAGAGUAUUUUUAAAGCUAUUUUUCUCGUGCUCUUCACAAUUGAUGUCACAAAAAGAAACAAAGAACUUUUAUAAAGACUCGAAGAAGAAUUCUAAGUGGUUUUAACGGAAGUACAACAGUUCGUAGAGAAGUGCAAAUUCAUCAGAUAUUUUCAGCACACCUUUCCGCAGACACCAAGGUUUCAACUUUACAGAAAGCCUCGCGGAACGGAUUCUGCGCGAGCUGCUGAGCCGAACGAGCCGAACGAUGGCGUUCUGAAUGAUUCACACGGAUUCGUUCUUGCUCACGUUUCGCGAACGAGACCUAAUUCUUUUCCAAAGCAGAAUAUGCAUAAGUAUUUUUGGAGUCACCUGUGUCAGCGUGGGAUGUUUGCGGAUCUCUUUUGUCUUCUCUGAGCAGAAAAUCAGGAUUUUUCCCACCUGCACUAUUUUUGGUGCACGAGCACUGGAGUGUUUACAAUUUUUCCUCACAACUGUGACUCUGCGACACGUCUCGCUCUCUCGCCGCCGUUUCUGAGGUGAAAUCACGUCAUUUUCGCCGCGACUCAAACGCUGUGAAUAAUGGAUGUGGACGGAUGGAACAUCUUCCCGUACGGAUUAACAGAAAAACUCUGCCUCUCUCAUUGGAUUUUGCUCGUUUCCACUUUUAGAAAUAAUUUUCUUGGGAUAUGAUGUACAUGUGGUUGUAAUAAAGAUGAAAUUUUAAUUAGCUACA